AUGUCAAAGGUUGAAGACAAAUCAAAAAAACUCUUGAUCGGUACCCUUGUUUUCAAUGGACUCGUGACUUCAAGCAUUCGAUUAUAUCAGAUUCAUCCUACAGAAGAAGCACCGAACAAGUCAACAGAACGAUCAGUCAAAAGCUCGAAAUUACCAAUUCACAUGAUCUUGGUUCCCAGCUUAGACAAGUUAGAUCACGACUUACUAGCCCAAGAACGUAUGUCAGCUCCAGAUAAAGGCCAAGCAGAUCCGACUCAUGAUUUCAUAGUAGCGUCCAGCGCUCUAGUCAAUGUUGUUGAUUCCAUGCGGUUUGAGAAAGAUUUUUUAAAGAAAGGCGUAUUAUUAGAAAAUUUGUUUAGCGAUGAAUAUACUUUGAACAUAAUAGGAAAUUCAGAAGUCGAAGGACUGCUAGUUGAAUUAGCAGAAAUAUAUACCCAACAGCUAAAAGCGGCCAACGAAGGUAUCAAAAAUACUAUGGUAGAUUGCUUAAAGGGACUGGGAGCAGAGUAAUCACAAUAACUAUGAUUCGGGUCAACUGAAAUUAUCUAUAAUGAAAAUCAAAAUGUUACCUCCGCUCCAGUUUCCAAUGUAGAAAGGUUCUCUGCAGAAAAACUUGAAUUGGUGAUUUGUGAACCCAGGAUGAGCG
Messenger RNA from Rhizopus microsporus ATCC 52813, 646 nucleotides. RefSeq lists its product as uncharacterized. Lineage: Eukaryota; Fungi; Mucoromycota; Mucoromycetes; Mucorales; Rhizopodaceae. The record is from RefSeq and is a predicted model, not a curated record. The transcript is spliced from 4 exons. Bases 1 to 510 code for a protein of 169 amino acids.